AUGUUACUACCCGAUCCCAUCACGCUACUUAUUGUUACUGACAACCAACAUAUUGACGAGAUAACAUUGGACCAUGUAUAUGAACGCAAGCAAGAGUUAAUUGUGCAUAGAAGCUACACGACAACUAAGCAAAUGGAUGACCUGCUAAGAAAGCAUACAAAUGGCGUUACUGUCGACAGAGAAGUCAACCGCCUUCAACGACCUGACACGAUAUAUAAGGAUUGGGCCUGACUACCAGGAAUUAAUUUAUUACAGAAUGAAUGACCUACAAACUAAUUGCCUCCAACCACACAUGAAGUUUUGCUAAUCAUGUAUCAUUAUUUUGUAUAUAACGCACGUUAUCACAAAGAAGACCUAUCAUUCUUUGACCUAAACCAGUCAUUCUCGUAGACACCUGAUCAAACCAUAUCACCUAUCCAUCAAUGCUCCUCUCAUUUAUCUUAACACUUAGCAUUUUGUCUCACCAACCAAAAUCUCCAUUCACAACACAAUCGGAUAUCCCUUAACCACCAGCUGGAACUAAACGACGAAGUGAAACGAAUUUAAGAACAACGCACUGUCAUAUUUACCAGUAAACAUAAUCCGUAACCUUACAUAUGUUGAUUUAAUUUUAAUCUGGCAAAUAUACUUG
Molecule: messenger RNA, 631 nt
Organism: Schistosoma intercalatum
Lineage: Eukaryota; Metazoa; Platyhelminthes; Trematoda; Strigeidida; Schistosomatidae
Source: the annotation of a GenBank genome assembly